Messenger RNA from Trematomus bernacchii (emerald rockcod), 751 nucleotides. RefSeq names its product thymus-specific serine protease-like. The transcript has 3 exons. Gene Ontology annotation, biological process: proteolysis. Gene Ontology annotation, molecular function: dipeptidyl-peptidase activity; serine-type exopeptidase activity. The record is from RefSeq and is a predicted model, not a curated record. Gene Ontology annotation, cellular component: lysosome; endosome. Bases 84 to 443 code for a protein of 119 amino acids. Lineage: Eukaryota; Metazoa; Chordata; Actinopteri; Perciformes; Nototheniidae.
UGUGUGUGUGUGUGUGUGUGUGUGUGUGUGUGUGUGUGUGUAUAGAUCAGACCUGUGAGGAUGCUUCUUGUCCGUUCUCUGGGAUGGUGACCCUGAGGUCACAGACUGAGAUCUGUCUCGAGCUGUUUGGAAUUUCCCAGAAUUCCCUGCCUGGAUGCGUCGCCUUCACCAACCGUUACUACGGAGGAGACGAGCCACACACACACCGGGUGCUCUACGUCAACGGUGGGGUCGACCCGUGGAAGGAGCUGUCGGUGGGGAACAGGACCGAUGGAGGAGAGGAAGCAGAGAGCGUUUUCAUUGGAGACAGCGCUCACUGUGCGGACAUGGCGAGAGGAAGAGUCACCGACCGCCGCUCGCUGAAGAACGCCAGACAGGAGAUUGAGAAACACGUGGAGAGCUGGCUGAAGACGGCCCAACAGGAGAAGAAAAGGACAGAGUGAAGAUAUUUGAUCACAAACUGAUGAAGCAGUGAAUACAGUAAGCUGCUCUUCAUCAUCAUCAUCAUCAUCAUCAUCAUCAUCAUCAUUCUAGGUGUAAAGAUGUUUUACAAAAUAUUUUCUAAAGGUUUCCAAAUCAUUCAGUAGUUGUUCAAACAUAAUACAUAUAGUAUAUAAAAUGUUAAAAUAUGUGCAACAGUAAAAAGUUUAUAAAUAUUUUACUAAAGUAAUUAUAAUGGAAGUGUCAUCGUCUCGUAUCAUCUAUGGAUACAAUACCAUUUAUUAAAUCAUUUCCAUUUAUACAUGAUUAU